This is a messenger RNA of Triticum dicoccoides, 2623 nucleotides long. RefSeq names its product putative disease resistance protein RGA4. The record is from RefSeq and is a predicted model, not a curated record. NCBI's taxonomy places the organism in Eukaryota, Viridiplantae, Streptophyta, Magnoliopsida, Poales, Poaceae. Bases 1 to 2475 code for a protein of 824 amino acids. The transcript is spliced from 3 exons.
AUGAUAUCGUCCUUUAACUGGGCCGCAACAGCACUCGGUUCUGUGCUGCGUGCAAAGACCAGCGAAGAGGAGUGGAAGGAUAUAUCACUCAGAAGCAACAUUUGCACUGAGGACUCUGGCAUUUUACCAAUACUCAAGCUCAGCUACAAUGAAUUAUCAUCGCGGAUGAAGCAGUGUUUUGCUUUUUGUGCUGUGUUUCCCAAGGAUUAUGUGAUUGAUGUGGACAAGCUGAUCCAACUAUGGACCGCACAUGGCUUUAUCGAGGACCAAAAAGAAGUUCGUGCUGAAACUAUUGGCAAGCGGAUUUUCAGUGAGCUGGCCUCAAGGUCAUUCUUUGUGGAUGUGAAGCAAGUCCGAGUUUCAUUUAACAAGCGCUGGCGGUGGCAUAAUUAUUCCAAAAAUACAUGUAAAAUCCAUGAUCUGAUGCAUGAUGUUGCACUAUCUACAAUGGAAAAAGAAUGUGCUCUCGCACCUGAGAAACCAGGUCAGAUUGAGUGGCUUCCAGAUACAGCUCGCCACUUACUUUUGUCUUGUGAAGAACCAGCAAGUAUUUUGAAUGAAUCUCUAGCAAAAAGAUCUCCGGCAAUCCAGACACUUAUGUGUGAUAGGAAAAUGAAACAUCCAUUACGGCAUUUAUCAAAAUACAGCUCUCUGAAGGCAUUACGCCUCUAUACAUGGAGCAUUUCAUUCCCCUUGAAGUCAAAGCACCUGCAUCACCUAAGGUACCUUGAUCUCUCAAGGAGUGAUAUCAAAACACUUCCUGAAGAUAUAAGCAUUCUAUAUAACCUGCAAACAUUGAAUGUCUCUGGCUGCGAUGAACUUUGUUGUCUUCCAAGGCAAAUGAAGUAUAUGACUGCCCUUCGUCAUCUCUACACUCAUAAUUGUCCAAAGAUGAGGAGCAUGCCUUCUGAUAUCAGAAAACUCAUGUCACUACAGACACUUACAUGUUUUGUAGCAGGCCCUACUGGCUCUGAGUGCAGUGGUGUUGGGGAGUUACAAAAGUUAAACCUUGGUGGUGAGCUACAACUACAUCAACUAGAGAAUGUGACAGGAGAAGAUGCAAAGGCAGCAAAUCUCAAAAACAAGAAGGAACUUCGAGAAUUGUCAUUAGAAUGGACUGUUGGUGGUAGGGAUGAUGCAAGAGUGCUCGAGGGUCUCAAACCUCAUGAUGGGCUGCAGGCUAUAAGGAUAGAAUCCUACGGAGGCACCACCUUUCCAACAUGGAUGGCUAUCAUGAUAAACAUGGUUGAGAUCCAUCUUUCCGACUGUAAAAAACUGCAAUGGUUAUUCAGGUGUGGUACAUCCUUCACUUUUCCAAAUCUGAAGGUGUUUACACUACAAGAUCUGGAAUGUUUGGAACGUUUGUGUGAAAUAACAGAUGAGGAACAAGAUGAAGAGAUAAUAUUUCCUCACCUUGAGAAGCUGUGUGUUAUAGGUUGUCCAAAGCUGGCAAUGAAAGCUAAAGCACCAAAGCUGACUGGGUUAGACUUCGAGGGAGUUGAGGAAGAGAUAUUCCUGUGGGUAGCUAGAUAUAUGACUUCAUUGACAACUUUGAAUCUGCAGAACCGUAUAGACACAGAAACAACUUCAGUGUCUGAUCUUAGUUUGGCACAAAUGGUUGAGGUCAAGGAAAGAUGGAACCAUCAUGAUUUCCCUUUUGCAAAGUUGAGCUUAAAUGGCUUAAAGUCAGGUGUAACCGAGCUAUGUGCAUGUUUUGUACGGCUUCAAUGGUUGUACAUCAAUGAUUGUGAUGCGCUUGUCCACUGGCCAGAGAAAGAGUUCCAAAGCUUGGUAUCCUUGAGGAAUUUGGAGAUUGCAGACUGCAAACAUGUGGUUGGGUACGCACAAGCCCCUGCAGCUGAGCCAUCAAUAGCAUCCUCAAGUCAGCUCCUGCCACGUCUUGAGUUUGUCCGGAUAAGUGGUUGUGAGAGCAUGGUAGAGGUCUUCAAACUCCCUGCAUCCUUGAGGAAAAUGGAAGUUGUUGAUUGCACUAAGCUCAAGUCCAUAUUCAGCAGGAGUCUGCAGCAGGGACAAUCAGCAUCAUCGAUUCUUCAAGGGUCACCUAUACAUUCUUCAAGGGUGGAACAGUUUCCCUUUCCAUGUUUAGAAGAGAUAUUCAUAUCUGUUUGUGACAGCUUAACAGGGGUCCUCCAUCUUCCCCCAUCCCUCAAGAAAAUUACAGUUUAUGACUGCUGCGAGUUGAGAUCAGUGGAAUCUCACUCAGGAGAGUUCCCAUCAUUGGAGAGCCUCGAGAUUGGAAAUUGCGAAACCCUGUCAUCCCUACCGGAUGGGUCGCAAUCAUACUCAUCUCUUGAGUAUCUUACAAUUGAAAACUGUCCUGGUAUAAAGAGGCUCCCAACAUGCCUGCAGCAACGUCUAAGCAGCCUCAGGUACAAAAGUGUAUAUGCCCGCUAUCAAGAGACUAGUCUUGUGAAGCCCAAGACAUGGAGAAAUAUAAUCCGCUUAGAUUGGUGAGAUGUCAUGAUGUCUCACGCCAUCACUAUGGGAAGCUACGACCAAUCAGCAGCAGGGUCUAUAUCUAGAGUUUUUUUUCAAUAGUCACUGUAUCACCAACUGCAUGUGUGGACUGUAAGAGCAAAUGCCCGUUGGUCAUUUUGUUCGU